Molecule: messenger RNA, 2730 nt
Organism: Mobula hypostoma (lesser devil ray)
Lineage: Eukaryota; Metazoa; Chordata; Chondrichthyes; Myliobatiformes; Myliobatidae
Product: neuronal acetylcholine receptor subunit alpha-2-like
Exons: 6
Coding region: 48-1862 (604 amino acids)
Biological process (GO): monoatomic ion transmembrane transport; signal transduction; synaptic transmission, cholinergic
Cellular component (GO): neuron projection; plasma membrane; postsynaptic membrane
Molecular function (GO): acetylcholine-gated monoatomic cation-selective channel activity; acetylcholine receptor activity
Source: RefSeq, a predicted model, not a curated record
UUGCCGCAGGUCCUGGGACAACUGCGGAAGGUGCAGGGGGCUGGGGAAUGGAGAUCCCUUACAGGACGGAAACCUCUUGGAGUCGCGGCUCCGCUCCGAUGCUCCUCCUCCUCCUCCUGACGGCCCCAGUUUGUUGUAAGGAGGGAAGUCAGCCACAGGCGGAGGAGCUACUGCUGAAGACACUCUUCACCGGCUACAACAAGUUAUCCCGACCCGUGGCCAACUCUUCUGACACUGUCUUCGUCCACUUUGGACUGUCCAUUGCCCAACUGGUAGAUGUGGAUGAAAAGAAUCAAAUGAUGACGACCAACGUCUGGGUAAAGCAGGAAUGGAAUGACUUCAAGCUCCGCUGGGAUCCCUCAGAAUAUGAGAACGUGACUUCAAUCAGAGUUCCAUCAGAGCUUCUCUGGAGACCUGACAUCAUCCUUUACAACAAUGCCGACGGGGACUUUGCAGUCACUCGCCUGACCAAAGCCCACCUGUUCCACACCGGCAGGAUUCGGUGGGUCCCUCCGGCCAUCUACAAGAGCUCCUGCCACAUCGACGUGACCUUCUUCCCGUUCGACCAGCAGAACUGCACCAUGAAGUUUGGAUCGUGGACGUUUGACAAAGCCAAGAUUGAUCUAAUAAGCAUGCACAGGCAUGUGGACCAGAAGGACUACUGGGAAAGCGGAGAGUGGGCCAUCGUCAGUGCCAUCGGGAACUACAACAUCAAGAAGUAUGAAUGCUGUGCAGAAGUGUACUCAGAUAUUACCUACUCCUUCAUCAUCAGACGGCUCCCCCUCUUCUACACCAUCAACCUCAUCGUGCCCUGUUUGCUGAUAUCAUUUCUGACUGUGCUGGUCUUCUACCUGCCAUCAGACUGCGGUGAGAAGAUCACCCUCUGUAUCUCCGUCCUGCUCUCACUCACCGUCUUCCUGCUGCUCAUCACAGAGAUCAUCCCCUCCACCUCGCUCGUCAUCCCCCUCAUCGGGGAGUACCUCCUCUUCACCAUGAUCUUCGUCACGCUCUCUAUUAUCAUCACGGUGUUCGUACUGAACGUCCACCACCGCUCGCCCCGCACCCACACCAUGCCUGGCUGGGUGCGGAGGUCCUUCCUCGGUCUCAUCCCUCGCCUCCUGUUGAUGGAGAGGCCCCCGCUCGCGAGCCGCAGUUGCAGGGAACUGCUCAGACUCUCCUACGCGGCAGUGGGUCGCUCGGCUGAAGAUGGCCGGAGGCACCUUGACUGGGAAUCUGAUCGACCAUCCUUGGCCUCUGCACAGCUGCAGUGUGGGGUACUUUGCAAGCUGCCAGCUGUUCAGUGCACUGUGCCAAUGGGCGACCGAGCGAAGGUCAGCCACCAGCACUCAGCGCCCAUCAGCCACACUCCCUGCCAGGCAAGUGAGCAGUCUGAUGGGAGGCCAGUGGGUGACCCACUGACCAGCGCUGGACGCCAGUGUAUCACUGUCCAGUACAGUGACCUGCUUGAGGAUUGUCCCCAAGCUAAUGGCCACUCCAGGCCCAUAGCUGACUCUCCAAGCUAUGAGGGUGAAGACUACGCCCGGACCACCUCAUCCACAUCGAGGAGCAAGCGUGCCUGCAAAGAGAGGGGCAGAGCCUCGGGCGGGAAGCGACGUGCAGGUGGAGGGAGUUCCAGAAAGGACAGGAGUGUGAUGCUGGACCCUGCAAUAGAGAGAGCAGUGGAAGGUGUCCACUACAUCGCUGACCACCUCCGUGCAGAGGACGCCGAUUCCUCGGUAAAGGAAGAUUGGAAGUAUGUUGCCAUGGUGAUUGACAGGAUCUUCCUUUGGAUAUUUAUCAUCAUUUGUGUGCUGGGAAUACUGGGCCUCUUCCUGCCCCCCUGGAAGGCGGGAAUGCUGUGAGCUGAAUCGGGCUUUGGCCCCUGAGUAGCUCUGCUAGGAUUAGAGCUGCCGUUUGCCAUUGUCGUGGUGUUCCCAGUCAGCUGGGAGACCCCUCCACCUGUCCAGGGAAGAUAAGAUAAUAUCAGCUUUAUUUGUCACAUGUAUGUCGAAAGUUACGGUGAAAUGCAUCAUUUGUGUAAACAACCACACAGUCCAAGGCUGUGCUGGGGGCAGCAUUCAAGUGCGGCCAUGGCUUGCUAACCCUAACCUGUAUGCCUUUGGAAAGUGCAAGGAAACGAGCUCUCGGGGGUGGGGGUGGGGCUUCCACACGGUCACGGGGAGAAUGCACAAACUCCUUAUAGUUAGCGGCUGGACUUGAGGGCAGGGUCUGGCACUGUAAAGCAUCACACUUACCGCUAUGCCAGUGUGCUGUAUCAUGGAUCGGAGGUGUCAGAUGGAAAUUGGCAGCACACCUGCACCACCGGUGGGGACGAAGGCUGAGAAGGGACGGCAAAGUUAUUGCCACUGGCACAAAAUGAAACGGUUUCCCGUGCACACUGUUCACUGUGUACCUCCCCUCUCACCCCACCCUCCCUAUCCAAGAGUCCGUCCACCCAAAGGUUAGGGUUUAGGGACCACAAUGUGGAGAAGUUGGAGGUCAGGCCUCCAUUCUGUGGUCCAUGUUGAAAUCCAGCAACGUGACCAGUGAUGAAGGACAUCCGUUCAAAGUAAACUUACUAUCAAAGUACAUAUACAUCACCAUGUACUAUCUGACAGUCACCUUCCGGCCGGCAUUCGUAGGAAACACGAUAGAAUCAACGAAAUGCCACACUCAACAGAACAAACAACCAAAGUGUAAAAUAAGACAACAAACUGUGAAAACACAAAA